CCCGACGGCGACCGGCUCCGGCUCUCCUACCUCCACAUCAUGGCCCUGGCCUGCAUCUACACCCGCAAAGGCACCUGCCUCCGCACCGGCCCGGCACAGGGAGCCCUGGCGGAGCUGCUGGCGGGGCCAGAGCUGGACGAUCUGGUGGCCUCACUGCCCGGCUUCCUACUGGUCUUCACGGGUGAAGGCAAGCUGGUCUACAUCUCCGAGAACGUGGCCCAGCACCUGGGGCACUCCAUGGUUGACCUGGUGGCCCAGGGAGACAGCCUCUACGACAUCCUGGACCCGGCCGACCACCUGGCUGUGAGGACCCAGCUGGCCCUGCCCUGCCCCGGCGACGGUGCCCGCGCCACCGCCCGCCCCGUCUUCGUGGCCUUCUGCGCCCCCCUGGAGCCCCGGCCCCGGCCCACCGCCGACUCCCUGCUCCUUGCCUCCUUUGAGACCUGCCACGCCAGGGACCUGGCAUUGCUCGACGCCUCUGACAGCGUCCUCUUCCACCUGGGCUUCGGGGCACCGGAGCUGCGGGGCCGCUCGUGGUACGGGCUGCUGCACCCUGAUGACCUGCAGCAUGUGGCCGCCCAGCACCUGCGCCUUGCGGGGGCAGCACCUGAGGCCCGGGCCGAGAUGGUGGCACGGCUGCAGCGCAAGGACGGGCUGGGCUGGACGUGGGUCUACGCCUUGGUGCGGCCCGAGGGCCCUGACGGGCCCCUGCUGGCCCACAACUUCGUCAUCAGUGAGGCUGAGGCCUGGUGCCUGCGGCAGCAGCUGGCAGCUGAGGCUCCCCCUGUGCCAUCUCCCCCUGGCCCCCCGGCACCCUUUGGCCCCCCGGAGCCGCCCUUUGGCCCCAACCUCGACUUCUCGGGCCUCGACUUCCCCGGCACUGGUGGCCGGCAGGGCAGUGGUGAACUCGGUGUCGGAGCCAGCAUUGGAGCCGGCGUUGGAGUCAACGUUGGAGUCAACAUCGGAGCCAACGUUGGAGCUAAUGUUGGAGCCAACGUUGGAGUCAACAUUGGACCCAACAUCGGAGCCAACGUUGGACCCAACGUUGGAGUCAACGUUGGAGUCAACAUCGGAGCCAACGUUGGAGCCAAUGUUGGAGCCAACGUUGGAGUCAACAUUGGACCCAACAUCGGAGCCAGCGUUGGAACCAACGGAGUCAACAUCAGCCCCAGCAUUGGUCCCAACAUUGGCCUUGGCGUCGGAGCCACCAUCGGAGUUGACGUCGGCCUCGGCGUCGGCGCUGACGUCGGUCCUGCUCUCGGCUCUGGCGUUGGACCCAGUCUCAGCACCGGAGCCAGUAUGGGAGCUGGUCUCAGUGCUGAAGCCGACAUUGGCCCAGGUCUCAGAGCUGGUGUUGGAGCUGAUAUCACACCUAGUCUCAGAGCGGGUGUCGGACUCGGCGUUGGAGCCGAUAUUUGCCCUGACCUGAGAGCUGACAUUGGACUUGGCGUUGGGGCCAACGUUGGCCCUGGUCUUGGCACCGGCAUCGGAGCUGAUAUUGGCCGUGAUCUUGGGGCCAGCAUCGGAUCCGGCAUUGGACUUGGCAUUGGCACUGGUAUCGGACCCAGUCUUGGAUCUGGUCUUGGACCUGGCAUUGGAUCUGGAGUUGGAUCCAGUGUUGGACUUGGCGUUGGAGCUGAUAUUGGACCCAGUCUCGGAGCCGGUGCUGGAUCUGGCGUUGGACUUGGUGUUGAAGCUGACAUUGGACCUGGCCUCGGAUCUAGCAUUGGACUUGGUGUUGGAGCCAACACUGGACCUCGAUUUGGAUCUGGCAUUGGAUUUGGCAUCGGAGCUGAUAUCGGACCUGGUCUUGGACCUGGUGUUGGAUCUGGUGUUGGAUCUGCCACUGGACUUAGUGGUGGUUCCAACAUUGGACCUCGUCUUGGAUCUGGCGAUGGAUCUACUGUCGGACUCGGUAUCGGCACCAAUAUUGGACCUCGUCUUGAGUCCAGUGUUGCAUCCAGUGGUGGACUUGGCGUGGGGCUCGGCGUCAGCACCAGUAUUGGACCUGGUCUCGAGUCUGGCAUUGGAUCCGGCAUUGAGCUUGGCAUUGGAGCUGGCAUUGGAGCCAAUAUUGGACCUCGUUUUGGAUCUGGUGUCGGAUCUACUGUUGGCCUUGGUGUUGGUGCUGAAAUUGGACCUCGUUUUGGAUCUAGUGUUGUUGGAUCAAGUGUUGCAUCUGGCAUUGGACUCGGUGUUGGUGCCAAUAUUGGACCUCGUCUUGAGUCCGGUGUUGGAUCUACCGUUGGACUUGGAGCUGGCACUGAUAUUGGACCUCAUUUUGGAUCUGGUGUUGGAUCUGGUGUUGAAUCCACCAUCAGAGUUGGCAUUGGUGCCGAUAUUGGACCUCAUCUUGGAUCUGGUGUUGGAUCUGGUGCUGGAUCUGCCGUUGGCCUUGGCAUUGGCACUGAUAUUGGACCCAGUCUCGAGUCUGGCGUUGGAUCUGCCGUUGGUCUUGGUGUUGCCGCUGAUAUUGGACCCGGUCUCGAGUCCAGUGUUGGAUCUGGCAUCGGCUCUAUCGUUGGCCUUGGCAUUGGCGCCGAUAUUGGACCUCAUCUCGGAUCUGCUGUUGGAUCUGGCAUUGGAUCCGCCGUUGGCCUUGGUGUCGGUGCCGAUAUUCGACGCAGUCUUGAGUCCACCGUCGGAUCUGCCAUCGCCCUUGGUGUCAGUGCCAACGUGAGCGCCCGCCUUGGCGCUGGAGUGGCCUUGGGUGCUGGCAUGGGCGUCGGGGAGGCGCCGGGGGCAGCAGAGACAUGGACGCCGCCCUACACCCCGC
Struthio camelus australis is the source of this 2776-nucleotide messenger RNA. Lineage: Eukaryota; Metazoa; Chordata; Aves; Struthioniformes; Struthionidae. The record is from RefSeq and is a predicted model, not a curated record.